Manihot esculenta (cassava) is the source of this 1283-nucleotide messenger RNA. Its product is annotated as probable NAD(P)H dehydrogenase (quinone) FQR1-like 2. The transcript has 2 exons. Gene Ontology annotation, molecular function: FMN binding; NAD(P)H dehydrogenase (quinone) activity. The record is from RefSeq and is a predicted model, not a curated record. Bases 286 to 1038 code for a protein of 250 amino acids. NCBI's taxonomy places the organism in Eukaryota, Viridiplantae, Streptophyta, Magnoliopsida, Malpighiales, Euphorbiaceae.
CAGCCAAUGAGAGGGACCCGCCGGCUUCCCUGAAUGAGACACCCUAAGACCCAAAACACUUCACGCUUCAGCAACAUCAGCACGGCGUCGUUCUCCCAUCCCUUAACCGGCACGUGGUCCUAGGUAAACCCACCAUUCUCCAUUCACACCAACUCGUCCAGUUAACUCAGAUCGCAGAAUACCAGUUUUCAACAAUCACCGGAUCCAAAGCUCUGAAACAAAUUCUUUAUUUCUCAGCUCCGUACUGCGAAUUCCCAAUUCUUGCCUGGAAUUGGGUAAUUCGGGAUGGGGAAAGGUGGAGGCUGUGUUCCGAGCAAGAACAAACGCCCUGCUGUUGCUGAUGUUCCCCAACGAUCAACUCACGACGCGCCCAUACCUAUGGAGGAAAACGCCGAAAAUAAUGCCGCUGUCGCCAUCGAUUCCACCUCUCAAUUGAAGAUAUUCAUAGUGUUCUACUCGAUGUACGGGCACGUUGAGGGCUUGGCCAGGCGAAUGAAGAAGGGAGUGGACGGAGUUGAAGGAGUGCAGGCUGUUUUGUAUCGGGUACCGGAGACCUUACCGGCUGAUGUGUUGGAGCACAUGAAAGCACCACCGAAGGACCCUGAGAUUCCGGAGAUAACAGCCGCGGAAUUGACGGAUGCCAAUGGAGUUCUAUUCGGGUUUCCGACGAGGUACGGCUGCAUGGCCGCGCAGAUGAAGUCGUUCUUUGACUCUACCGGGCAGUUGUGGAAAGAGCAGAAGCUCGUCGGAAAGCCUGCUGGAUUCUUCGUCAGUACUGGGACACAAGGUGGCGGCCAGGAAACUACAGCAUGGACAGCAAUUACCCAGUUGGCUCACCAUGGAAUGCUAUUUGUUCCUGUCGGGUACACCUUUGGAGCUGGUAUGUUUAAGAUGGAUUCUAUACGAGGAGGUUCUCCAUAUGGUGCUGGUGUUUAUGCUGGUGAUGGAUCGAGAGAGCCAAGUGAAUCGGAGCUGGCACUUGCAGAACAUCAGGGCAAAUAUAUGGCUACAGUAGUAAAGAAGCUUGCUCAGGCGUGAUGAUAUUGUUCUCAAUCUUUUGAACACUCGAGGUCUCUUUCUCUGCCAUCUGUUUGAAUACAUUUGUUUGUAAUUUGGUCUCAUCUCUUAUGUCAAAUAUGAGUAUUGCUACCGUUUAUACUAGCUCAAUUUUUUGGUCAUACAUUGUUUCCGGUUUCAAUUUGUACAUGAUUUGGAAUUCUCAUACCUGCUUGAUUAAAUAAUAUUAUGUAUCUCUGCUAUGAGCUACCUCUGCUUUUGCAUAA